UAUUUAAUGUGCUCUAUUUCCCGUCCUACAAACUAUUUCAUCCAUAUCACGAAAUUGUGUGAUUUAAAUAAAUUAAGUGGAGAUUUUUAUAUACACGAAGAACAACAAAUUGUAAAUGUUUAAAUACAUGCGAUUCGUUGUAUAUUCUGUCUAUUGAGCCAUCAAUAAUACAUGUAAUUUCAUGGCAAACGUGUUCGGGAUUUAGGAAAACUUAGAAUGUUGUGUACUUGCACCCGGAAAAGACUCUUUAGUUGCUGUGUUUGAUUUCUUGUUGCUACAAAUGCAAUUAAAUAAAACAGAUACAUUCAGAAACAAAUUGAUUAAACGGUGUUCAUCAGACUCAGAGUCUAGAUUGCCAUGUGCUAUUGAUAAAAAUAUAUAUGUUUGCAAUACAUUUUCGUGACCAUAAACAUGCCAUUGUCUUAAACAGAUACAAUUGGUACGAUUAAGUUCAGGUCUGUUUUGAGAACAUGACACAUGUUUGAUAUACUGAAGAUGCAGUUUUCUCGUUUGAAACGCUACCAAAAAGCUGGUGUGCUUGGUGUACCAGUUAUUUUCUUCAUAACAAUCGUGGUUUUAAAUUCAAAGCUCUUGUCAUCGUCAACUGGUGGUGGAGACCAGAGAAAAUUGCGACUUGUACAUGCUCAUUCUGAGCGAUCAGCUGAAAGGUUUAAACCAGAACGUUUGAGAAUGUCUCAUCCUUCAGAUCUGGUGUAUGAUGCUGAAAAACUUAUGAUGCUUGGCAGGAUAAAUGACGACAAAGAUCAAAAGCAAAAGGAGGAAGGUUCAAGUCUGUAUGCGUUCAAUGAGCUACUAAGUAGCCGUUUGAGUCUGAACAGAGCCAUUCCUGACACGAGACAUCAACUCUGUCACACCCAGACUUACAGAUCUGACCUCCCAAAGACCAGCGUGAUCAUUUGUUUCUACAACGAAGCCUGGUCAAUUCUUCUGCGGACCGUGCACUCUGUUAUCAACAGGACACCUACCAGUCUCUUACAUGAAAUAGUGCUGGUUGAUGAUGCAAGUGAUCUCAACCUGUCCCAUCUGCAGGAAAAACUAGCCAUAUACAUCUGGGAGCUUCACCCAAACGUGACUUUGGUUCGAACUCCAACACGACAAGGCUUGAUACGCGCAAGAAUGUAUGGUGCCCACGUUGCCACUGGAGAGGUACUAGUGUUCUUAGAUAGUCACUGUGAAGUAAAUGCGCAAUGGUUAGAGCCACUUCUAACGUCUCUAGCGAGCACCAAAAAGCCAACAAUCGCUGUACCUGUGAUUGAUGCGAUCAACUCGGGAACGUUCGAGUACAAAGAAUCCCCUCUGGUCAAAGGUGGUUUUAACUGGGGCCUGCACUUCCAAUGGGAGCAAUUGCCAGCAGAUUAUUUUAAAAACAAUGAAAGCUAUAUUCAGCCCAUCGAGACGCCCACAAUGGCUGGGGGGCUGUUUGCCGUGUACAGACAAGUCUUCAGGGAUAUGGGCGAGUACGAUGCAGGCCUGGACACGUGGGGAGGGGAAAACCUGGAGAUAUCAUUUCGAUUUUGGCAGUGCGGGGGAAAGCUGGAGAUUGUUCCAUGUUCCCGCGUUGGUCACAUUUUCCGCCAGCGUCGCCCAUACGAAUCGCCGAGUGGUGAAGAUACCAUGCUGAGGAACUCAGUUCGGGUGGCAAAAGUCUGGAUGGAUGAGUACAUUCAACAUUUCUUUUCUACGAAAAGCUACGCAACAAGCGUGCAGUAUGGCGACAUUUUUGACAGAGUGGCUCUCAGGCAAAAGUUGAAUUGCAAACCCUUCAAGUGGUAUUUGAAACACAUAUACCCCGAGUUACAGGUACCAGGGGAAUCGAGCAAUGUCAAACUUACGGUUCCCAAGACGGGUAAUCAGCCGGUCUAUGUUAAACACGGUCAGAUUGAGCACAAAUCCACUCAGCUUUGCCUGCAGCCAGAAGGAGGCAACAUUACGAGGGAUGUGAAAAUAUUACUUGGACAAUGCGCCAGUAGCAGAAUGGAAUGGUACGAGACCUCGGAUCAGGAGCUCAUGCUGUCACAGAAGUUCUGUCUGGAAGCGGCAGACAAAGUGGGGGAGUCAGGGUACGCUAGGCUCGGCAAAUGCGACGGCAUGAAAGUGAAGCAGGCUUGGAUAUGGUCUAUAAGGAAUAUGGUGUAUCAACUUUACAAUCCGACCAGUGGAAAGUGCUUGGUGCCAGCAAAUAUUAAUGAGAAGAAGUACCUUGUACUCGAGAUAUGUUCAGCAGAAAAACAGUCACAGUUCGAAAUGAAAGUCACCUAGCAAACAUGGCUUAGAAGGUCUCUUGAGUGUUCAUGCCAGGACUAAAUAUAUAUAUAUAUAUAUAUAUAUAUAUAUAUAUAUAUAUAUAUAUAUAUAUAUAUAUAUAUAUAUAUAUAUAUAUAUAUAUAUAUAUGCUUGUAUAGUACAUGGCAGACAUGAGAUAGAAGUGAUUGAAUAUCUCGGGAAAUAUGUACCGGGAAAUCAGUAUGAGGAAAAAAUACUCGCAUUUUCUAACAUUCCUACAAUUCCUCAUUAUCAGGCUAUUUGUCUGUCCGCCAGUUUGUCCGUGACACGUUCAUGUCUGCUCCAUAUCUCCAAUAUCCUCAGAUAGAUUUUCAUCAAACUUUCCUCAAAUGUAGAGGACAUGUUGACCAUGACCAGAAGGAAUGAGUCAGUCAUCCCAGCUGAAGAUCAUGGUCAAACGUCAAGGUCAAAGGUUUGAGCAUCCAUCGUCUAUACCCUUUGAAAGAAUUCCAAUAAAUGUUGCUCAAAUGUUAUGGUCAUUCAGACAAUGUGCAUAAGGCAUUUGUCAGUGAUGCCGGCUCAUGGUUAAGGUCGUACUUGAAGUAAAUAAAAAAUGAGCCUUUACCUUCUUGUACAAUCCAUAUCUCCUACAUAGAUUGAAUGAUUUCAUGAAAGUUUACUUCAAUAUAAGUAAUUGUGAUGAUGUCAAUGUGGCAUGAGUCAGUUAAGGUGGGUCAAGGUCAUACUUCACUUUCAAUGGUUAGAGCCUUAAUUUGUCAUGUCUGCUCCAUAUUUCUUAUACCCUUUAAAGGAUUGUAUAACAUUAUUAAAUGCUUAGGUCAUUGAGACAAUGUACAUAAGGCACGAGUCUGUCUUGCUGGCCUUAGGUCAAGGUCAUUCGUCAUGGUCAAAAGUUAGAGCCUCUACUUUUGUGUCUGAUACAUAUCAUCUAUACCUUUUAAAGGAGUUUAAUAAAACUUGGUGACAAUGAUUAGAAUCUCAUAAUACUUAUUGUGGAUUUCUCUUAAAUUUUUCCCUUAGGAUAUCUCUAAAGAAUUUUCCGUAAGCUUACUAUUACCAUUUCUCUUUUGUUUUUAUGCCCCCAGUAGGGUGGCAUAUAGCAGUUGAACUGUCAGUCAGUCAGUAUGUCAGUCAGUCUGUCCGUCCGUCAAAAAAAAAAACUUUAACAUUGGCCAUAACUUUUUCAAUAUUCAAGAUAGCAACUUGAUAUUUGGCAUGCAUGUGUAUGUCAUGAAGCUGCACAUUUUGAGUGGUGGAAGUUCAAGGUCAUCCUUCAAGGUCAAAGGUAAAAAAAUAAUUCAAAGCGGGGUUCUCAUGAAGCUGCACAUUUUGAGUGGUGGAAGUUCAGGGUCAAGGUCAUCCUUCAAGGUCAAAGGUCAAAAAAAGUACUUUUUUUUUUCAAAGCGGCCCAAUAGGGGGCAUUGUGUUUCUGACGAACACAUCUCUUGUUUCCUUAAGAUUUCCCAUCAAAGCUUUGUGAAGACGAGCUGAUGUUUAAAAGCAGGUGAAAUUAAUUUGACAGGCUGAGUAAAUAAGUUUAUGCCUGUAUUGUGUUUAUGCAGCUGUUUGCAAUAAAUUUCAUGAUCGUGAUAAUGUGUCCCUAAAUAAUAACUAUGAAUGUCAACAGGUACCAGUAAGCCUAGCUGUAUGGUGCUUUGUCAACAAUGUGAUAUUUGGCAACAAAAGCUAAGGCAGUGAUUAUUAUGGUCAAUUGUAUUAGAAACUUUGACGACAUUCAACUUUGGAUUGCGCAAUUAUAUUAUCUUAAUGUGGGCCUUACUUGGAAGCAAGAAGAUGCUGUAGUCCAAUAGUGACAUUGAAUUGAUUUUUAUAUUAAUUAAUUAAUCUCUAUAGUUAAUUCCGAGAUUGUGUGUGUUUUUGUUUGUGAAAUAUUUUGUACAAAUGUGUACAAUUCAAGGUUAUGUUACAUGCUCAUUGUCAAUUAUAUGUAUUACAUGCACUGUCACUCAAUAAGAAGAUAAAUUUAAGAACUAAAUACAUUUUAUUUAAUGUGUGGGUAGUGUUAUACAUCUUGUUAUUGAAACAUAUCAGAUAACAUUAUUAAGUACUUAUUUUAGUAUGCAAGUACUGACAUUAACCAGAUUUACAUUCUUUGUACAGUUGAUUAUAUAUACAUGUGGGAAAGAUGGGGGCUAGGCCAACAAUCUUUAGUUUGUACGAAUAAAGAAACCAAUGGUCAAUGUACACAAGGACAAUUUAUGAAUAUUUUAAAUAGUCUUUUCUGUGAUACAUUGUUUAAAUACCCCACUUUGAAGAUGGCGGCAUAUAGCUGUCACACUAUACAUGUCCUUUUGAUAUGUCUUUGGAAUAUUGCAUAGUAAAAAUUGUUGAAUAUUUUAGUAUAUACAAAUUAGGUUUUUAUUAUAUGUAAUUUUUAUGUUCCCGGAUCAAAUGAUCGGGGGCAUAUUGUCUUUAGCCUGUCUGUCUGUCAUUCUGUCCCAAAACCUUGGUUAAAGUUUUGCCAUAACUUUUGCAAUAUUGAAGAUAGCAACUUCAUUUGGCAUGCAUGUGUAUCUCAUGAAGCCGCUCAUAUUGAGUGGUGAAAGGUCAAGGUCAUCCUUUAAGGUCAAAAGUAAAGAAUACAAUCCAAGGGAAGUAAUAAGCUUUAAAGGGAGAUAAUUUCUAAACCUGCCAAAUGAUAUAAUGAAAUUUUAUUUCAAAGCGGCGCAAUAGGGGGCAUUGUGUUUCUGACCAACACAUCUCUUGUUUAUGACGUAAAAAACAUGCUUAAAUAUCCUGUAACAACUGUUCAUCAUGUCAAAACAGCACUUUUCGUAUACAUUACAGAUUGUUUCUGUAUUAUUGGUUUAUUGUCUUUGAAAAAGUUGUUAAGGAAAAAAAUUAUAUUUACAUUACUAUACCAUUUUCCUAAAUAUCUGUCUUCAAAUAUGUAUACAAUAAACUAAUUCUUUGACUUAAAUAUAUAAAAAUCAAGUUUUCCAAUGAAAUGUUAAACCUUUUUAGAAAAUUAUCGAUUCUUGUCGAAAUUCUUUCAGAUACAAGUAAUUAUUCCAUUUUCUUGAAGAGUUUGGUAAAAAUCAGUUUAUACCUCAACUUUUUCUGAAUGCUUAUUAAAACAUUUGUUGAACAUGUUUCUGCAAUUUUCAGAGAUUCUUUUGUGUACGGCUAUGUCUACAAGGGUCAAGUGAUAUUUGAUUAUCAUAAAAUCUGUUGAAACAACAUUUAGCAAAUAGCAUAUGGCAGGGUGUUAAAUAAUCAUCAAUUUUGUUGGAACAUUAAAUAUCACUGAAUGCAUCAAAUAUUGCUAUUUGUUGCCCUAGACAGGUGCUGCAUGCUAGUGCCAUGCCAACAGGUUUUAUAUUCUUGUUCUGUAUAUAAGAAUUCCAAUAAUCGUGCAAUAAACAAUUAUCAUCCAAUAAUGUUGAAACUACAGCAGUGAUAAAAAGCAACCUUGGCUCAAGCCUUGUGUGAAUUUGAUCUGGCAACAUGUAAUAUGUGAAAAUCCAAAGUCAAUGACACAAUAAAAGCUAUAAAUCAG
Molecule: messenger RNA, 5785 nt
Organism: Dreissena polymorpha
Lineage: Eukaryota; Metazoa; Mollusca; Bivalvia; Myida; Dreissenidae
Product: polypeptide N-acetylgalactosaminyltransferase 11-like
Exons: 10
Coding region: 478-2280 (600 amino acids)
Biological process (GO): regulation of Notch signaling pathway
Cellular component (GO): Golgi apparatus
Molecular function (GO): Notch binding
Source: RefSeq, a predicted model, not a curated record